CAGACCGUUUUAGUGAGCGCUAGCAACAGAAAUAACAAAAAUUGCAUUCAAUAUUUUUUGAUUACUAAUUGACAAAGAAAGCAACAUGAGCGGUGCAGAAAAGGCCUUCGAAUUGCAGCGCCAGGUGCGCCAGAAUGCCAAGGACUACGAGAACUCCGUAAAGGACCUGUACUCCUGGGAGCGGGACAUCAAGAGCAAGGAGAAGGAGCUGCAAAAGGCGCCGGCGUCUGCCGCCAAUAAGAACCUGCCAGUGCGCAGUCACGGGAAGUCGGAGAAGGAGAGCCCCAGCAGCUCGGCGGCCAGCACGCCCACGGAGAAGCAGGAUCUGCCCCUGGAUCCUGUGGCCAGGCAGCACAAGAAGGCCAACGACAUCAAGGAUCGCGGCAAUACCUAUGUCAAGCAGGCGGAGUACGACAAGGCCAUUGUAGCCUACUCGGCGGCCAUUGGCGCCUAUCCCCACGAUCCUAUUUACUAUAUAAACAGGGCCCUGUGCUACAUCAAGCAGGAGCGUUUCGAAAUGUGCGUGGAGGACUGUGAGGCCGCCAUUGCGCUGGAUAAGCUCUGCGUGAAGGCCUACUACCGGCGAAUGCAGGCCAACGAGUCCUUGGGCAACAAUAUGGAAGCCCUGAAGGAUUGCACCACGGUGCUGGCCAUCGAGCCCAAGAACAUCGAAGCCAAAACGAGCCUGGCCAGGAUCAACGAACGUCUGCGCAAGCACGCCACCAAAAGCGGACCAAACUUUAAUCCCGAUCGUCCUGGCUUGAUUGACAUCUUGCCCUUUGAGAAGCCAGUUUAUAAGCGCUCCAAAAAGGCUAUGCGCCGUGUGCCCAUUGUGGAUGUGGUAUCUCCUCGUGGAAGCAGCGAUGACACCAACAAACUACGCAUCUCAGAUGAGGACAUAGACAAGAUUUUCAAUAGCAGUUGUGGCGCAUUCGAGGAGGUCAAGAAGGCGGAUGCAAAGCAGGAUCAAGUAAAGCCCAGUCCACCCAAAGCUCAGUCAAUUGUUGAGGCCCCCAAAGAAGCAAAGAAGGAUUCCAAACAGACUUCACCCAAACCAGAUCCAGUCGAGGCGGUAUUCCAGGAAAUUAAGAAGGAUGCAAAAAAUAAGGCAGAAGUCGAGAACGAAACCAAACAGAGUUCACCCAAAGAGGAUCCAGUCGAGGCGGUGUCCAAGGAUACAAAAAAUAAGGCAGAAGUCGAGAAGCAAAGUGUAACAAGUUCACCCAUUAAAGUGGCAGUCGAGGUGCCCAAAGUUCAGGGUCCCGUCUCCCCAACAAAAAAAACUGAAAAAUCCAGCAUAGAAGACAAGGCAGCAACAGUCAACUCAAUUCAAACUGAAAAGGUCGACCCAAAUUUAAAGAACAACGAAAUGCCAGCCAGUCCGUUGGAUCCCUCUGUGCCGCCUGCGCCCACGGGUACAGCGCAGUUCCAUGUCACCUGGAAGGAGCUUAGUGCUCCUCAGAAGUACCAGUAUUUAAAAUCCAUUAAUGUGUCGAAUCUGUGCAAGAUCCUGGGAGCAGGUUUCGAUUCGGAUACAUUUUCGGGUCUGUUGCGCACCGUUCAGGAAUAUUAUGUACCAAAUAAGGAGCCAACCACGGCUGCUGUCCUUCAGGAGGUCAGCAAAAAUGAUCAGUUCACCAUUUUGGCCAUGUUCAUGUCAGCGGAGGAGAAAAAGGUGGUUAAAUCUAUUUUCAGUGCCAUCAAGAACUGGCCCAACAAAAAUCCGGCUGUGCUGGAUAAGCUAUCGAAGGACUAUGAGGUGGCCUAAAACCCCAAUGUUUCAAGUUUAAAUGUACUUAUGUUGCUUCAAAUUGUUAGCUCAAAAACAAACAUUACAAAUAUAGAGAGGAUGUGUUGAUAGGAUCCCCAAUAUGUUACAAAGAA
Messenger RNA from Drosophila elegans, 1884 nucleotides. RefSeq names its product RNA polymerase II-associated protein 3 (gene spag). The coding region runs from base 86 to 1768 and encodes 560 amino acids. Lineage: Eukaryota; Metazoa; Arthropoda; Insecta; Diptera; Drosophilidae. Gene Ontology annotation, molecular function: protein binding. The transcript has 6 exons. The record is from RefSeq and is a predicted model, not a curated record.